GAAGAAAUCAUCAAAUCAAUAUCCGGAAUCUAUCUUUAAAAGAUGUCAAAUGAGAAAAAAGACGACAAUAUGAAGUAGGAGCACGGAUUUACCGAUAAAUAAUAUCAAAAGACAAAGAGAAACCGAGACAGACGUUUAAGCCAAGGGCAAAGCGAUUUCCUCUGCCUGGGAAUUUAUCAGGAUAAGCAAACUCGAUAUCGCUCCUCGAUCCGGCGAGGAGGCUUCCAUGUAAUUCUAAACUGUUCGAGGCCUCGCGUGGCCCUGUCGACAAAGUAACCAACAAGCGACGCUAACCUCAUUGCCGUCCACCUGUUUUACCGAGUCCGAAGACCCAACAACCAUGGGAACCAAGGUGUACUUGCUCGUCGAGACCGACGAAUCCAAUGCGGCUCCUCUCUCGAGAAUGAUCACCCAAUUGGCGAAGGGAGCGCAGCCGAGCUCGCAAGACUCGCGCCGAAGCUGCCCAACGCACGAGCCGCCCGAGAAUUUGGGGGCGAUAUUUUCGGUCAUACCGCCGCAGCAGCGAACCGAGCGCGGGAGGGCUCACCCGGGCGGCACCCAGUAUCAUCCCUCCUUCUGCAAGCCCAGGUUCAGCUCGAGGGAGACCGACUCGUCCGAACGUCUGCCGGUUAUCAAGUCCCUGUCGCUCGCGAUACCUAAUACCUGCCCCGACAGCAUCGGCCACGAAGUGAGGAAGUCGGCCAUCGUGGCGGAGGCGUGCGUCGACGAUACAGGCGAGGCUCACACGAAAAUCUUGGUUAACUCGGAGGCGCCGAAGAAGAACUGCGCGCCGUCUAAUCCUCGGCUCUGCAAACUCGAGUGCCCGCUGGCGUGCUCCUCCCGCGAAAGACGAAACGGCCUCGAGCCGACGUUCGCCGAGUUGCGGGGCAAGAAGUUCCUAUAUCUCCCGGUCAAGAGCAGUCGGUGCCACAACGUCGGCCCCAUACUCUACGACAGCACCUCCACCUCCUCCAUAAAUUCGACCAACUCGGGAUACUACGCGAAUCGGAUUACGCCGGUCGUCGCGGAAAUGAAGAGGUGCGCGAGGAACAUACCCGAGGCCAGAUUAAUUAAGUAUAACGCCUGCAUCACAAGAAAGGACGGCAUGCAGGAUAACUGUGAUCCCCUUACACGGAGGGCCUUGAAGAAGUGCUAUAGGAAGUGAAUGAGAGGAGGGCCGAUGAUUUUCCCGAUGCAUUACUAAUGCUUCUCUUAUGCCACACUAGUCCACCUAGUUUGCGCGAUGCAAUAUGAUAUGUAAUAAUGCGACCCCGACCCCAGCGAAUGCACGUUUCGCGGCGGACUCGGAGGUGGCUCCUUGACGUCAAAUUUCAUUUGGCCACGACUGUGCGCGCGCAUCCUCGUAUUCCCUUGUACGUAAUUGUCAAUGAGCGAUCAAAUUUUGUGUUCUCUGCUAAUAUUCGGUAAAUGU
This is a messenger RNA of Ceratosolen solmsi marchali, 1432 nucleotides long. RefSeq lists its product as uncharacterized. The transcript has 3 exons. The coding region runs from base 341 to 1165 and encodes 274 amino acids. NCBI's taxonomy places the organism in Eukaryota, Metazoa, Arthropoda, Insecta, Hymenoptera, Agaonidae. The record is from RefSeq and is a predicted model, not a curated record.